AUGCACCGAGCAAUCUUCCAGUCUUUGUGUAUGAUGCUUUUUGCCAUCUUCGUGGCAGCAUCUCCUUUUCAUGGCGUCACACGCAGAACAAUCGGCCUGGCCAAGCGUGGUAGCCGUGACGUAGAUGGAGGAAACCUGUAUUGUCUCUCAGAAAACAACGACCACAUUCCGGAAGAUUCAAAUUACUUCAUGACUCAAGAAGGCGCGCAAACUUUUGCCACCGCAGCCUGUAACGCCUGGGCAAAGAGAAAUUCCACGCUCCAUUUGUCAUCUAAAACCAACAGUACUCUGGAUCUGAUGCUGUCUGAUUUCUUGUCCCCUCCUACCGAUGACAACGAUCCGCAGUAUGGCAGGGUGAUUGCCACGGCAGGAUAUUCUGCUAGUGAAACAUGCAACGGAACUAUCAAUUUUGCAGAUAAGUACAUACACGACAGGUGCAAUAUAGGGCUGUUCACUGCCAUCAACGGGUGCGAUACCAAAAAUACCAAUUUCACCCUUUGGAAACAGGGAGGGCGGUUCCACCACGGCUGCGUUACCUGGACUAUCUCCAAACUGGCGGUUAAUGAUCUAUAA
Molecule: messenger RNA, 573 nt
Organism: Talaromyces rugulosus
Lineage: Eukaryota; Fungi; Ascomycota; Eurotiomycetes; Eurotiales; Trichocomaceae
Exons: 3
Coding region: 1-573 (190 amino acids)
Source: RefSeq, a predicted model, not a curated record